Messenger RNA from Cryphonectria parasitica EP155, 1719 nucleotides. RefSeq lists its product as uncharacterized. Bases 1 to 1719 code for a protein of 572 amino acids. Lineage: Eukaryota; Fungi; Ascomycota; Sordariomycetes; Diaporthales; Cryphonectriaceae. The record is from RefSeq and is a predicted model, not a curated record. Gene Ontology annotation, cellular component: nucleus. Gene Ontology annotation, biological process: regulation of DNA-templated transcription. Gene Ontology annotation, molecular function: zinc ion binding. The transcript has a single exon.
AUGUCGAUGAACCAGCUGUCAAUGCUGCUGGGCCUUCCAGACUCAGAACUAAAGCAGAUCAUAGACUAUGCAAACACGCUCUCCAAGGCAGAGGCGGCAGAUCACUUCAAGAAUUUCCUGGGCGACUCACCACAGGCCAUCGAGUUUAUCUCUGCCUUCAACUCUCGACGACAAGAUCCUAAACCUCCAGCGCCUCCACCAGCAACAGCAGCAGCCGCCGCCGCUGCAGCGACAAGCUCACAGCCUUCCUCAGACGUGGAUGCAGUGCCCAAACGGACAAAAGGACCCAAGAAGAGGAAACCUCAGAUUCACACGCCCGCGCCGCGCCAGGUCGUCCAGACGGGAGUAGGGCCUGGCACCGUUUACAAGAAGGCCCUCGAGGAUGAUUACAUGCCCGCCCGCUCUGGCGCGUCGACGCCCUCCUUGAGCAAUAGCAACGCAGCCUCCUCCAAGGCGCCGACACCAACCCCGAAAUCCUCCACCCCUCCACCCCAGAAGAAACAAGGCAAGCCGCCGCCCUCCGCCGCGGGCUCCCUCGUCUCCGACCUCCUCGCGCCCAACAAGCACAAGCCCAAGUCCAACCCUCCCUCCCGCACCUCGACCCCCGGGCCCUCCUCCUCCGGCGGCAACAACAACAAGAACAAUGCCCCUCCUGCAGCAAAGGUGUCCAUAACAGGGGGCCUGCCCAUGCACGGCGCCUCGGGCGCAAUCGCCGACCUCGACUCGGCCAUCCGUGCGCUGGAGAUCACGACAAACCCCUCGCUGUCCAGCAACAAGGCCAACGACGUCGCAGCCAGGAGGUGCAACUGUGUAGCGACACGCCACCCGCUCCAGACGGCGGCGCCAAACUGCCUGAACUGCGGCAAGGUUAUAUGCCUGAAGGAAGGGCUAGGCCCCUGUACCUCGUGCGGCCACCCGCUGCUCAACCCAGACGAGGUCCAGGCCAUGAUCCGUGAGCUGAAGGUCGAGCGCGGGCGGGAGAAGCAGGCGGCCGACCGCGAGGCACACAGGCGGCCAGACGUGGCGGCGGCGCCGCGGCCCUUCACCAAGGCGCGGACAGGAUACGAGGCCGACGAGGCGGUCAGCUCGGCGGAGGCCAAGGCCAGGGAGCACCGGGACAGACUGCUGGGUUUUCAGGCGCAGAACGCGCGGCGGACGACGGUCCGGGACGAGGCUGCGGACUUUGACGUGUCGGGCGCCAUGAUGGGCGGCACAGGAGGAGGCGGCAGCAUCUGGGCCAGCCCGGAGGAGAGGGCGAAAGAGCUCAAGAGACAGCAAAAGAUCCUGCGGGAGAUGGAGUGGAACGCGAGGCCGGACUACGAGAAGAGGCAGCAGGUGGUGAGCAUCGACCUAGUCGGCGGGAAGGUCGUCAAGAAGAUGAUGGCCAUCGAGCGGCCGCCCACGCCUGAAGAGGACGAGGACCACGGCCUCGACGUGGGUCCUGGGGUCCUCCGGGAGACGAGUGCCAAUGGUAGAGGGAGUAGCGUGGGGGGAGGGGCAUUUAGCAGGAACCCGUUGCUAGGUGGAAUGAUCAAGCCUGUCUAUGACAUGAAAGGCAAGGGUACGGCAUUGGAGGGCCGGAAGGACAGGGCGACGAGGUGGCGGAGGGUCCAGGAUGAUUUGAACGACAAUGAGGCUGUCAUAUUAGAUGGUGGUAUUUAUGGUGGUAAAGAUGUGGCCAACACGAGUAGCUCUGGCGAUGAGCCAGCCCGUGGAUAG